Clunio marinus is the source of this 3738-nucleotide messenger RNA. The record is from the annotation of a GenBank genome assembly. Lineage: Eukaryota; Metazoa; Arthropoda; Insecta; Diptera; Chironomidae.
UACCAUGUGGUAUCAAAGAAAAUUUUACUAUAUUAUUUUAGCCUUUACAAACUCAUCGUAACGUUACGAAGGAAAGAAAAAUCAUACAAAUUAUAACACCAGCGGAGCUAUUGUUCAAUCGGGAAGUUAUUUAAAAUAAAAGAAGAAAAAAAAAAUUGAAUCAGGAGAUAAAAUGACGGAAUCAAUUAAAUUUGGUCCUGAAUGGUUACGCAAUAGUGUUGCAAACGUGUCAUCAAACGUUAAUAAUUCAGCGUCAUCUAUUGUAGCGGCAACAGACAGUAUAACAUGUCGUCCUGUGCUUUCAGAUCAUCGUUAUGGACGUGAAGAGAUGCUAAGUUUAUGCGAUAAAUCUACUCGACUUCCAGAUGCUCUAACCCGUUUUCGUCGCUUAUAUGUUGCUGACUGGCAAGUACCAUUAGCUUUACAACCUAAUACUGAAGAUGAGCGAAGUUUGGGAGCACCUGCUGCGUGGGGAACGUCGCAUAUACGUCCUCUUAUGCCAGGCAGUGGUAUAGGACGUAGUGGAACUGGAAUAAUUAGAGGUGGAUUAGUUGAAAGAGGUAGAGGACGAGGUCGAGGCUUAUAUCACACCAGUGCAGGAUAUAUUAGGUCCACAUCAUUAUAUGAUGAUGAAGGGCGUCGAACUUGGCUUGAUCGUAAUGGAACUGAUUCCUCUGAUUGGUCUGGAAGUGGUAACACUGUCAGUCCUAGGAAAGAGUUUUCACGAGGAAGUUCAGGAAUGGAAAAUUGGCGAAAAGGCAAUCGAGAGGAUAGUAAUGUAGUUAAUCAAUCUGAAAAUGACUGGAGGAGUUCAAGCAAUGGCUCAGCUAUAGCAAGAGAAAAAUGGGCUCGUAGUACAAGUUGGAGAGAUGGUGAUGGAGUAGCAGUAAGUGGGGACUCUACGGGCGCAAUAAAUGGUUCUCCAAUGCAACAGCAAUCAAUAUCUUCUACAACUAGUAUUGCAUCGAAUCAAACUUCAACCACAACGCCUUCAAAAGCAGCAGUUUUGUUUAAAAAAUCAUGGGAUGAAGAUCACCUUCCCGAAUGGGCUACGGAAUCAUUUGAUUAUGGAGGUACUUUUGAUGCAACAGGUGCUUUUCAUGAUAAUGAACGAGAUCAACGUGACAAUGCUCUUUCAUGUGAUACUCAAGAGAAAAAAACUGUAGCGAAUUCGAUUGAAGAAAAGGAAAACAAUGAAACGAAAGCUGAUGAUAGUUGCACUCUGAAUGUGGAAGGAUUAUCAUCAUUUGAGGGAUCGGAACAUCCUCAGAAGUUCAUAGAAUUCAUGAGUAAAAAGCAAUCGCAGCAACAGAAACACGAAGGGCAACAAGGACAACAGAAUAACACAAAUUUUGAUCCGUUGGUUAACGCGACCAUUAAUGGUUCCUCCCAGAACACUUCAAUUACACAUAUUGAUCGAAUGAAAGAGGUCGCAGAUCUAGUUGCCAAUUUAAUAAUGGAAGAUGAUCCAAAAGAUGUUAAAGUAAAUACUACUGCAACUCAGUCACAACAACAGCCGCAACAACCACCAACAGCAACUGCCAUGAUAGAUUGGUUUUAUCUUGAUCCACAAGGUGACACUCAAGGACCGUUUACAGCUCAAGAUAUGAGUGAAUGGUAUAAAGCGGGUUAUUUUCAAGAGUCUCUUAUGGUUCGACGCUCAAUUGAUGGCGGUUUUAUGACUCUAGGUCAAUUAGUCAAUGUUUAUGGACGGUCUGGACCUUUCAUUGCUGCUGGCAAUUUAAUGGAUCCUAUUCAACAACAACAACAACAACAGCAGCAGCAACAACAACAACAGACUAUUCAUCCUUCGGUUGAUAUGGAUCCAUUUAGAGUUCAACAACAACAACAACGUCAACAUCAACAACAACAACAACAGCAACAUCAUCAACAACAUCAGCGUUUAUUGCAACAGCAUCAACAACAACAACCAAAUGAUAUAAGCGACUGGAGUAUGAUGACACCGGAACAACAAAUUAUGCUGUUAAACAUGCGAUUGACUCAUCAGAGACCAUUGCCAGAUCCUUAUGUGAUAAAACCUCUGCCUCAUGCAACGACUGGUACUUCACCUUUGGAUUUACGACGAAUGAUGGGCAGCAGUGGGGCAACAAACGAAUUUUAUCCAAAUCCUCUUCCUAUUCCUUCAACACAACAACCUAUAGCUCCAACACCGCAAGAUAUUGAUCCCAUCCAACAAUUAUUGAUGCAAUUACAAAAGACUGGAGGUAAUAUUGAAGGAGUUGUUAAUGAAGCUCAAUGGAUUAAGCGAUCAGGAUCUCCGAAAAUGAUGAUUCAACAACCAAACACAAACAACAAUAACUUAGAAUUGGUGUCAACAGCGUCGACUUUAAAUCCUCAAAUGCUUCCAAAUGUUCUCAAUCAAAAUAUAAUCAACAAUUGGAAUCAAAAUGUGCCACUUGCUAUUUGGGAUCCUAAAAAGAAGAAGCAAAAAGAUGAUGAAAAAGGAAUUAAUGACCAGAAAAAACAGACAGUAAAAGAAUCUUCAGGAGCAUCCAUGGCGACAACUAUGAAACAGAACAAUAGCAAGAAGAAGUCUCCAGGUGGUGCUGAGAAACAACUAACUUUGAAGAAAGAAGAUAGAAGUAAUCAACCUGCAGCACCAGCUCCAUGGGUUGGCCAUCAGAAUAUAGCAAGUAGCACAAGUCUUGCUAAAAUACAAAAGUCGGAAGCUCAACGACGACAAGAUAUUCCGACAACAAACAGUGAUGUGUCAAUUUGGAAUUCAACGCCACAAUCUACGGCUUGGCAUCAGCCAAGAGCUUGGAGUGGAGAGCAAACAAGUGGAAGUGGCUUUUGGGAAGAACCAACGAAAUCAAACAUAAACAACCUAGGAAAAUCAAUUCAGAUGUUAAGCAAAAGUCAGACUAUGGCUUCCAUUGCAACAACAGGUAACAAUAAUAGAAAACAUUUACAAGCAACAGCUCCACCACAACAAGCGAAGAAAAAUCAGAUAAUAGCAAAGAAAUCACUGCCUGGAGAAAAGAAAGACAAAAAGGAUGAUAAUAAUACGAACGAGUUCACAUCGUGGUGCAUGAAAACUUUAAGCAACAUGAACGGAAAUGUUGAUGUUCCAACAUUUGUCAGCUUCUUGCAAGAUAUUGAGUCACCGUUUGAAGUCAAAGACUACAUUAAAAUGUACUUAGGUGAAACAAAGGAGUGCAGUGAAUUUGCAAAGCAAUUUUUGGAACGUCGUAGUAAACAACGCAAUCAACAGCGAUUGCAAAAUGCUCAUAUUGAUGACAUGUGCAGCCCAGCACCGGCAAUAACGCCCACUUUAAGUGGGGGUGUGAGCAGUGACUUUCAGGAAGUAAAGUCUAAAAACAAGAAGAUUAAAUCUAAGAAAGUGAUGAAAGUUGUCGAUGGCCGCAUUCUUGGAUUCACAGCUACAAGCUCAUCUGAUCGGAUAAACGUUGGAGAUCGUGACUAUGGAGAUAUCUGAAGGUUUCAUCUAAUUUCUAUGCGAUGAAAUAUGAAAAAAUAAACGAUUUUGGUUAUCUAUUGAUUGAUGGAAGAAACUUUAAGGAUAUCUUCACAUUUUCAUCUGGCGAAUUCUAAUUUCCCUUUUCACCACUAUUUUCUUAUAGAUAUAAAAAGAAUAAAUUAUUCGGUAUGAAUACUGAGUGAACUGUUUUUAAUUUGGAACUUAAUGAUGUUGUUGCUAUUAAGUUAUAAAAUAUGUUUUUUAAUAAAAAAAAUAAAGGAAAAACUAAAUGUGCC